Messenger RNA from Mytilus californianus (California mussel), 7101 nucleotides. RefSeq names its product transmembrane and coiled-coil domain-containing protein 4-like. NCBI's taxonomy places the organism in Eukaryota, Metazoa, Mollusca, Bivalvia, Mytilida, Mytilidae. The coding region runs from base 90 to 2390 and encodes 766 amino acids. The record is from RefSeq and is a predicted model, not a curated record. The transcript has 14 exons.
UUUCGAGACUUUACCUGUAUGGCUUGAAAAGGCUAGAGAGGUUCGAACAACAGGAAAUGUUGAGGAUGUCAACAUGAAAGUUGAUAAAAAUGUCAAAACAUCAGAUGACAGUUAGCAAUCAGGAAGCUGUCAGCCUUCCAAGUAAACUGACAGAUGUGGGAACAUUCUCCUAUUCAUGUCUUUGUGGAGUCUCACUACUUCAGCUGUUUAAUGAUGACUGGAACAGAGAAUUCAAGAAGGCUGCCAUAGAAUCUAUCUUGGUUCAUUUACAGUUACCAUCACAAGCACGUGACUCUGUUAAAGCCAUCACAGAUGGAGAAGGUGUUGAUGAUCCUAAACCAUAUGCAGAUAUUCUUCUGACUGAGUCAUGUUUAAAUGGCAGUGGUGUACCUGUUGUUACUGACCUGGUAACCUUCUCCCUACUCAGUGGGCGAUAUGACUCGAGAAUGAGGACAUUGAUAAAGCAUGUUGCCUGGCAUUUGAGAGUUAGCUGGGAUCAUAUAGAGGAGAUAGAAACUGUAUUGGCAGAAACAUUAGAAGCAAAGCAGUAUGAAAUGUCAGAAGAGGAAGAAACUGAGAAGAAAAAGAAAUCCAGAAACUCAAAAAUAAAAAGAUAUGCUUUGAUUGGCAUAGCAACUGUUAGUGGUGGUGCUUUAAUAGGUUUGACAGGAGGACUAGCCGCUCCACUUGUAGCAGCAGGGGCCUCUGCCAUUAUUGGAGGGGCAGGAGCAGCUGCUUUGGGUACAACUGCAGGUGUGGCCAUCAUAGGAUCCCUUUUUGGGGUAGCAGGGGCUGGUCUUACAGGUCACAAAAUGCAUAAAAGAUUUGGUGCUAUUGAAGAGUUUUGCUUUGAGCCAAUGAUAUCUGGUGGUGCCUUACAGAGAGCUUCUAUGGCUAAACAGUUACAUGUUACUAUUGCUGUCACUGGCUGGCUGUCUCACACAAUGAAAGAUGUAAAGAUUCCGUGGAAGAAUCUGGCAGAAUCACAUGAACAGUAUUGUUUACGAUAUGAAUCUAAACAUCUCUGUAUCCUUGGUGAUGCCUUUGAACUGUUUUUAAGUGGAGCUGUUUCCAUGGCAACUCAAGAGGCAUUAAAAUAUACACUUCUCUCAGGGAUAAUAACUGCUAUAGCCUGGCCAGCGACUCUGAUAUCUGCUGCUAAUAUUAUUGACAAUCCAUGGAGUGUUUGUUUACAGAGAUCCGUCACUGUGGGAAAAGAAUUGGCAGAAACCUUGUUAGCUAGAGAACAGGGAAACAGACCAGUAACUUUGAUAGGAUACAGUUUAGGUGCUAGGGUUAUAUUUCAUUGUUUGGAAGAGAUGGCAAAGAGAAAGUGCUGUGAAGGCAUAAUUGAAGACGUUAUCCUUCUGGGAGCCCCAGUUUCUGGUGAUGCAAAAAGUUGGCAGAACCUGGGCAAGGUAGUGGCAGGAAAAAUCAUCAACGGAUAUUCAAAGGCUGAUUGGUUGUUGAAGUUCCUCUACCGAACCUCAUCAGUACAAUUAAGUGUUGCUGGGUUACAGCCAAUCAAAUGGAACGACAGAAGAAUGCACAACAUAGAUCUCUCAGCAAUUGUCACUGGACAUGGUGAAUACCUGAAACAGCUGGACACAGUCAUGAAAGUUGUUGGGGUCAGAACAAAGCAGGAUAUAGUAGUAAGACCUUUGACCUCUCACACCAUGAUGGCUAGCAGUGGGGACAACCUUGAGAGCUUAACCAGUAGUGAAGAAGAAGAAGAAGAGAGUGAAAAAUCAUCUGAAAAAAAGAAAAAGCAGAAGUCUCAUAAGGACAAAAUGCAACCAAAGAAUUCAACAUCAUGUGAUGCAACCAGUACCCUUCAAUCAGAUCUUAAUACUCAUGAUGAGCAGGUUCAAACUGGAAUACACCAGUUACAGCUAGAUUUACCUUUGAACUUAGACCCAGAAAAAUUUGUCAUGUAUACUGUUAAUCAAAGUCCUGUCAAAGAUUCUAACUUCAAUGAUAAAGCAAUGUUAGAAUCAAGUAGUGCUAAAGAUGAUUCUGUUUCAAAACAGGGGAUUGAUUAUCAAUUAGAUAAAAAUAAUCAAUGUUCAGAAUCAGAAUCAGAACCUACUUUGGAACUUCAACAUCCAGAACCAGUAAAUACUAGUCCAAUACAGCAAGAACUAGUAAAUACUAGUCCAGUCAAGUCAGAACCAGUAAAUACUUGUCCAGUCAAGUCAGAACCAGUAAAUACUUGUCCAGUCAAGUCAGAACCAGUAGAAACUAGUCUAUACAAGACAAAUGAACUAUCUUGUGCAGAUGAUACUGAUGAUAUAAAAGUUCUUUCACUAGAUUCAGAUACCAGUAAGAGUUCAACAAAUGAUAAAAUCCAGGAGAUUGAUGUAAGUCAAAUUGAAAACAACAACCUCUAAAACAAAGAUAUGGAAAGCUUUGAAAUCCUUGGAAAUGUUUCUGAUAAAUCGUAAUAUUUACGUCAUGUGAUGAAGUAGCAGACUGAAUUAUACUUAACUUAAGCAUUACUUAUGUUUUUUGAAAGUAUUGUUAUUUUUAUGUUGCUACUUUAAGCAGAAUGCUUAGUAAUAUGAAAAAUUACGAAACUUUGAAUUAUUUGAAAUUAUCAAUUUAAGUACAUAGGUCUUAAAAUGGAAAGCAACAAAAUGAUCUGUAGAAAAUUACGAGUUUGUUCGACACUGUCAAAUAUGAAAAUUUAUGAAUUACCAAGAUUAAUAUUUGAUGAUUUGCAUGAUGAAAAACUAAAAAAAUCAUUUAACAAUUUUCAUUAGUUAACUUAUUUUCUUUCAAGUUGUGAAUUAUAUUGUAAAUUUAUCUAGAGCUAUAUAAGACAAGGUAUUGGAACUGAAACUGCAAUGUUGAGCCUAGGUGAAUCAAGUUUAAGGUCACCAUGAGCAAGCUAUAUUACCUGAACAAUGUGGAUUUACGUAUCUAAUAAUUUUUUAAAUAGCUCUUGAUAAAACUUGAAUUGAAAAGACCAUUUGCAAGAAAGUUGGUGAACAUAUGUUUGCUUUAUGCUAAUGCAACUUAAAAAAAAUCCUAAUCUGGUUUGCAGGAAGUUUGAUUCAAACACAUUUUGAAGCAUGUAUUAAAUGUGUAAAAUGUUCAAUUGAUUUAUUUUUGUGUCUGCUUGCUGUCAAUCACACCUAUGUUCAGCUCAAAAAAGUGCAUUUUGAAUUUUGACUAAAAAUAAAAUUUCAAUUUCAAUUCAUCAAAAUUCAAGUUAUUGACACAAACUCUGUAUAUAUAAUUAAUUUGUAUUUUACUUUGGAAAUACAUUUCAUUUAUCAAAAAGGAUUAUACAAUGUUUUGAACUUGUUUUAGGUAAAAUUUUGUUAUUUAAAUGUCUUGUCAAAAUGCCAAUUUUACCAUGACCCUACAGAGUUUUUUUUCAAAAGGGGAUAUAGCAUUUUAUACAUUCAUGUUGGCAAUAACAAGUUAUAGAGGAAUGAUUCUAUCAGGGCACACAUUUUGGUAACAAGCCAAGGUUUAGGGAAAUUUUUGAUCCCAUGAAUUCAUUUUUUACUUAUAGUAAAUCUCAGGAAGGUUGAUAUUGAGAUUCAGAAAGUCAUAGAAGGAUUUUGGCUGUCUUCACAUUUUGUACCUUUGUAAUGCACAUAAAACUUGCAUACUUUUCCUUAUUUCUUGAUACAGUUUUCACACAAUUUGAAAGUUAGAAAAAAAAUAAUGUUUUACUAUAUUUUAAUAUGUAAUUUAUUAAAGAGAUUCACUUUUUUGAUAAAAUAGUUUGGUGAAUAAUUAGCUAUAAAAUGUACAAAUGAUGUAGUAAAAGAAAUAUGAAUUUAUUAUUGUUUUCUGGAUGCCUUUUACACAACUAUCAUAUUAAGGAUAAUGUUCGCUCCUCUCGUUUUGGAAUUUCUGUCAGAUAUUCGGAUUCCUCUGGUUUUAUCCCUGUAGUGCCAUUAAAACAUUUUGCCCGCUAACCCCUACUUUUCUUUUCAUAAUAUUAUUACAUAUAGUUUUAUAGCUAUAUUCGAAAAUCUUAUGAAAUCCUUGUUAUUUUUUCAUAGUUUUUGAAAGAAAAAAGUUGCCAAUGUUAAAUGUAUGAAAAAUCUAGAGAGAAUUAUUUCCCGCCAAAUUUUCCAUGGCUUAUAUCUUGAAAACAAGCACACUGACCCUUCAUUUUUUUCUGCUUUUUUAGUUCCGUUAUUUAUAUACUAUCAAUUUAUAACAGUCUUUUAAAAAGCUUGUUAUUUUGAAACAGAGUAGCGAGCAUCCUUAACACCUUUAAUAUUCUGUACAAUACAUAGUUGUUAUUCUGAAAAUUAAAUGUUUGAAUAUUAAAACUAUUUAUUGGGAGUAAUUUAAUUAUCUGAAGUCAUCCAUUAAAAUGUAAAAUAAGCAGUAUGUAGUAUGUUGUAUUUGCAUUACUGUAAACAUCCAUUUCAUAGACAUUUUCCUAGCAUCCAUUGAAUGGGCCUUUUUUAUAUAUCAUACAUUAUGUAUUUACACUGUUAAAUUAUCUGUGAUAAAAUGCUUUAAAUGCCUUCUACAGUACGCACAAAAAUGAGACUAUUUAAAGUACUCUUGUUGGUGUGUGGAUUGAGUCACUGACUAUAUGAAAGAAGGUGAUUGUUGCGAAUUGAAGUUGACAACGCACUAAUUUCAACUUAAUCAUAAAAUAUUACACCGUGGUAAUAUGCAGAGGAAUACAUUAGAGUGUAUCAGAUACAAUCGCCAGCAUUCACUGUGAAAAAUUACUACCAAAAAUUGGUUUAACUUGAACUAAAUCUAAUAUUUGUGUGUCCUAGAUCACUAUUUGCCUUUUGUACACAAUGCAGAAAGAAUACAUAUAUUUAAGUCAUCAGGUACUGUAAAACAGCAUAAUCUAGUUGAUAAUUUUUUUUGAGUUUAGCCCUUUCCACCCGUCUUUGUGGUGAUUUAUUUUCAUGAUUUACAAUUUUAUUGGUGUAUUUGAAUGAGUGACGAUCCUAGUUUGACUCUUUCGUGACAAUUUAUAUUCAUGUUAUGUUUCUGCUUGCGAAAAUAAGUUGGUUUACUGUAUGUAUUUUAUUAUAAGAAUCGUUUGUUACGGAAAAGUGCCUCAGAGUUGCCAAGUCACCUCCAUCUUUCAUUUUAAAGGAACCAUGUUGUUUUUUGUCUAUCCAUCUACUCAUCAUGCUGUUUGUUGGUCUAUGGUCUAUUUGUACUAAUCCUUUAAUUUUGUGUAAACAGUACUUUUUUUUAUCAUACUCUGGAAUCAAUAUUAUUAGUGAUGUACCAAUUUUUGUGGAUUUUGUGGGAAUAGGUGAAUCACAAAUAAAAUGUUUGAUGAAAAAGAAAUUUCCUAAAUCUUUAUGUAUGCAUAAUUUGUCAAAAACAUGAAUUUAAGUAUAUUUACGAAUAUACAAUUUUCCUCCAUCCACGAAAAUUUGUAUCCACAAAAAUAAUUCAUUCCUUAGUAGUGCAGCAAGAUCGCUUCUGUAUAUUUUUAUUUUGUAUUGUCCCACCAACUUAAACAUUUCACGGGUUAUUAGGGUACAUCCAAUAUCAUAGAUUUUUUUGUCUUAUAUCAUGUUUAUAGGAAGAAUUAAGGAUGUGUAAGUGCUAUUUUCCAACAUUUUUUGUUUGGAACACUAAAUUUUAGGAUUUUUGAUAAUGUCCUUUUCAGAAUAAAUAUUAUUUAUAUGCCAUUGCUAUAUUGAUAUUUUGUUGCAUAAGCAUCUACAUUUUUGUUUUUUAAGGAGAGUAUACAAAAAAAUGUGUCUGCUACAGGCUUCAAUUUUUUUAACUUUUACAUGGUUUUAAUGUUAAGUUUUUUAUUUGGUAGUUGUUAGAAAGUUCUUAGGAUGGAAAUAAUUAACAUUUGCUGUGUUUAUGGAGAAGUAUCCAUGAUAGGCCAUCCGAUUGCUGAUUUUUAUUUUGCUGCUAAGCAGGAGAGUCAAAUCUCUGGUUUAACAUAUAAACUAAAAGUUUUUUGGGAUACCAAGAAGCUCAUUUUUUUCAUUUGACUGUUUGAUUUUGAUUUGAUGCUGUUCGAAAGGUAUUUUGUUUUUGUAUGUUAAAAAUAUUGCACCAUCUUUAAUAGACCUGUCUAUGCAAAUUAUUUUUGCAUACACUGUCCAAAAUUUAAUGGGAAUUAUUUUUUAAAUUAAUCUCCAUGUUUCCCUAAUGCAGCUUUAACCAAUAUUAAAAUAAGAAGAAACUGUAAAAUGGUUUAUUUGAAAAUGUGACAGUGACAAUGAAAUAUUAUCAUGAUUAUUGUCUACUUCAUGUGAUUGAAGGAUGUUGAAAAUGUCACAGUGAAACCUCUCUAAAGAGACUGUCUCAUUAACCUAUUGACCUGAACUUUUGUAUAGAGGUACUCUUUUAUUAUAUAUAUAUAUUUUUGAAUAAAGAGGAGGUAUGGUAAAAGCUAUUAUUUGGCCCCUGAAAUUUGAAGAAAAUAGUAUAAUUCAUCAAGGUUUUCAAAAUUGUAUUUUUUUUUUAUUUAUGACUUAAUUGGAUGAUAAUGUGAAAAAUUUAGUGCAGAAAUGUCAUUUGUAUUGUGACUGAUGAAUUGCAAUGAUCACCUCAAAUGGCCAUUUAACAGAUAGUUUGUUGAAAAAAUAGGUAUGAAAUAAGGCUUUAAAUAAGACAUCUUGAAGCAAAAUAUAAAUUUUGUAAGGCCUUGGUUCAUAUCUAAAUAUAAAUUACAAGAUCUAAAAGUGAUGCUCUUUUGGCAGUUUUUGCUGUUUUGUAUUAAUUGCGUGAAGUUUGAAGCUGUAGUAAAAAUAUUAACUAUAUGAUUCGAAAUAAGAAUUAUACUUUAAAAGACUUAUGGAAAUCUGAAAAAUGUUGUUUGAUAAAUUUAUAAUACAGAAAUAAGGAAAUCUUGCAUAUUAAAAAAAAAAUUGAAUACUAGGGACCUAUAAAGUGGCCCUAUCAUACCUUCUCCUUCCAUGUUUGUAAAGUGAAAAUCUAUCAAAUUAUCUUCAUGCUUAAAGGUUGAGGCAAGUUUCUCUGUGUUAUUUUUUUUACAAUAGUUGUUUUUAGCUACGCUAUGAAAUGAUAAAUUAGUCUGUUUUAUGUUUUCUUUGAGUGCAAUAUAAUUACCUUUAUUUUUUUUAUAUUAACUGCUUUUCUUUGAAAUAAACAAAUGGAAAUCUG